Gossypium arboreum is the source of this 1411-nucleotide messenger RNA. RefSeq names its product FKBP12-interacting protein of 37 kDa. Gene Ontology annotation, cellular component: nucleus. The record is from RefSeq and is a predicted model, not a curated record. Gene Ontology annotation, biological process: regulation of alternative mRNA splicing, via spliceosome. The transcript has 14 exons. Bases 199 to 1242 code for a protein of 347 amino acids. NCBI's taxonomy places the organism in Eukaryota, Viridiplantae, Streptophyta, Magnoliopsida, Malvales, Malvaceae.
GGAGUGACUCAUGACUGUUUUAAACUGCCAUUUUGGAUUGAUCUCCUCAAACAGAAUCCUGUGACUGGUCACAGGGGAUCUGAGCUUCAUCCUUCCCAAUUUCGAAUUGGGUAUCUUGGUGCCGCCCACAGUGAUACUUUUAGCUUUUCACUCAAAAUCAAAGUUUCUAGGGUUUUGUCCGCCGGAAUCCUGCCUUCAAUGGCUUCUCACGCGCAUCUCGAUGAUGAUGACGAUUUUGGCGGUGACUUUCCUGGGAGUCAUAGUGCAAGGCAUUCAGGUAAUAAAAGAAGUUUUGGUGAUCUUGAGGACGAUGAGGACGAUAUUUUUGGAUCAAAAAAGGGCAAUACUAAAGUAGAAGAAACUGCCCCCGGUGUAGCAACAGGGAUGAUUUUGUCACUUCGUGAGAGCCUUCAGAAUUGUAAGGACACCCUUGCAACGUGCCAAACGGAGCUUGAAGCUGCAAAAUCAGAGAUUCAGAAAUGGCAUUCUGCAUUUCAGAAUGAGCCCUUCAUACCAGCUGGAAUAGCUCCUGAACCCAAGUUAGUAAUGAAUUAUCUUCAAACUCUGAAAUCCUCUGAGGAGACACUGAAGGAACAACUAGAAAAAGCCAAGAAAAAAGAAGCUGCCUUUAUUGUAACAUUUGCAAAGCGUGAGCAGGAGAUUGCUGAGUUGAAGUCAGCAGUUCGUGACUUGAAAGUUCAACUGAAGCCACCAUCAAUGCAGGCCAGAAGGUUACUACUAGAUCCUGCCAUUCAUGAGGAAUUUACUCGUUUAAAGAAUUUGGUUGAGGAAAAGGACAAGAAAGUUAAAGAGCUGCAGGAAAAUAUUGCUGCUGUUAGUUUUACUCCUCAAAGCAAAAUGGGAAAGAUGCUGAUGGCAAAGUGUAGAACAUUGCAAGAGGAAAAUGAGGAGAUUGGUACUCAAGCAGAGGAAGGAAAGAUGCAUGAAUUGGCCAUGAAACUUGCCUUACAAAAAUCUCAAAAUGCAGAACUUAGAAGCCAAUUUGAAGCAUUAUACAAACAAAUGGAAGGGCUGACAAAUGAUGCGGAAAGAUCAAAUGAAAUGGUGUUUAUCUUGCAAGAGAAAUUAGAAGAGAAAGAUGACGAGAUUAAAAGGCUUAACCUAGAGCUGCAGCACAAGAUGCUGCCGACUGAAGACAAUAAUAACAAGACAGGUUUAGUCUCUGAUACUGAAAAGUUUAAAGAUGAGAUGAUAACCGAUGAAACUGGGAACAGUUCUUAAUUAGAUAGACAUGUAUUGUACGAUAUCUGUCAAUGAUUUUGGCUCAAACUUUUGUAGUUUGUACAUUCUAUAUUAAGUCGGUUUUUUUUGGGAAAACGCAUUGCUGUUGGUGAAAUUGCACUAUUGAAGUGCACGUCCACGGUGUAUCCAAGUUUGAGUUUAAACUUAA